CUUUCUCAGCUCGCGAACUGGAUCGGAUUGGGACGCGGAUAGGAUCGGGCACCGGACGGUUUUAGAUUCGAUUAAUAACACACCGUCAUGGACAAUACCGUGACCGGCCUGACCACGGUCAGACAUGAUCAAGUGCCAUUCCUAGAAUACCCUUCGCCAAACCAGGACGAUCUAACUCGCCGGCAAUACUUGAUUUAUCUGAUUCCCGGUAAUCCCGGACUUGUGGCUUACUACGAACCGUUCUUGAAGACCUUGCGGCAACUGCUUGACGAGCGGGAGAAAGAGGCAGGGUGCCAUUAUGCGUUCCAUAUCUACGGGCGCAAUCUAUUAGGCUUUGACGAUGGGGAUCACGAGCCCCGUUUUGGAACGACCACGGCCUCGGGCGCCAGGACGGAGCCUUUCACCUUGGAGGACCAGAUCCGCGGCGUUUGCGGUAGCGUCCAGGCGGUGAACAAUGACACCUUGGGCGACGGGCGGACCUUCGACCAGGUAAUCCUCAUCGGCCACUCUGUUGGUGCCUACAUAGCGCUCGAGGCCUUCCACCGGCACCACCAAGCUCGGCUCGAGACGGCCGGCGCUUCCGACCCCCUCGCCAGCGUCAACCUCAGAUCAGGCAUUCUCCUCUUCCCCACCGUGUCGCACAUCGCCCAGUCCAGCAGCGGGCAGAAGCUCAACCUCCUGCGCACCACCCCGCUUCUGGACCGGACUGCCCACCAUGUCGCCAAGGGCUUCGUCAGCCUAUGGCCCGUCUGGAUCCUAGACGCCAUCGUCCGCCGGGUCAUGGGUUUCCCCGAGCACGCCGUUGCCGCCACGCUGCGUUUCCUGACCAGCGCGGACGGCAUCUGGCAGGCGCUGCAUAUGGGCAAGGACGAGAUGCGGUGUAUUACGGAGGAGAAAUGGGGAGAGGAGUUAUGGGAGAUCCAGGAGGCCGACGCCGACGCCGACGCCGAGGCAGAUGCUGGAAAGGGUUGCGGUAACGGGGAAGCAAAGCCGGGGUUAGGCCGCGCAAAGUUCUUUUUUUAUUUUGCGGAAAAGGACCAUUGGGUCGCCGAUGAGUGCAGGGAUGAGUUCAUUGAGCGACGAAAGCGACAUGGGAAGGGGCGGACGAGAGUCGUCAUUGACGAAACGGGGAUCCUGCAUGCUUUCUGCAUCCACCACAGCGAGUCGGUAGCGGAGAAGGUCAAGGCCUGGGUGGAAGACAUCGCUGGCCUCUGACGACGGAGGGCGCCUGGCAUUAACGUUCCUGGGACUCGAGCCAUCUGAUUACGGGGUUCACCAUCGAGCGUUGUCGUUCGGAUGGCAAGAAUGGACCUGCCUUGUCGACGGAGGUACUCCGUGCGGAUACAUGCCUAGACUUAUAAAUCAAGUACGCAACGCUGGCCCCGCCGUCCCAAGCGUUCUACUGCCGAAUCUGCUAGCAGCUACCUGAAGGAAAUUAUACGAUCGGCCCAAUC
Thermothelomyces thermophilus ATCC 42464 is the source of this 1454-nucleotide messenger RNA. RefSeq lists its product as uncharacterized. The record is from RefSeq and is a predicted model, not a curated record. Gene Ontology annotation, molecular function: lipase activity. Gene Ontology annotation, cellular component: lipid droplet. Bases 88 to 1215 code for a protein of 375 amino acids. NCBI's taxonomy places the organism in Eukaryota, Fungi, Ascomycota, Sordariomycetes, Sordariales, Chaetomiaceae. Gene Ontology annotation, biological process: lipid storage. The transcript has 3 exons.